AUGCUCAUCAAUGGACCGGCUGAGUGGAGCGAGGCGCUGAUCCCAACCGGCAUUAAAGGCAACGUGCUGCACGAUGGAUACAACCCGAGACUGCAGGCGGCGGCGAUGCCGGUUGGCCCGACUGUAGUCAUCACGUGCUAUGCAGACACGGACAAGUCUCCAGGAUUUGGACGAGGCGUAUUGGAUAAACCAGCAGAUACUUUGAUUUUACAUGAAGACGACUCGAACGGUGAUCGAUAUCGGCUAGUUGCUUGGUCUUCCGGCUCAACUGAGUCAAGCCUGCUCGCUAUUGCGUCGACGACUCAAGUGGAAAUUUGGGAAGUCACCAAAGAAAGUGGCAUCUCGGCAUCACUGAGGGGAUCUGUAGAGAUUGAUCGCCCACAAGGGUUGGCUUGGAGCCCGUGCAGCAAUUUUCUACUGGCCUACGCUAAGACGGAUAUCUUGCUUAUCACCAUUAUGGGGUCAUCGCUUUUGUGGCGGGCGAUUCACACAGAUUGCAGUACACGGCAUGCGUGGAAUGCAUGCUCAUGGAGUCCUUGCGGGCUUCAAGUAUCGUUAGCGCAGAAUCACAUACUUCAUUGCUUCAGUUGGACGAACGUCGACGCAUUACUCUUAGAACCUCCUAUGCAUGUCCAGAUCGACGCGAGCAGUUCCUUGAAAGGCACCAAUGGACUUCAGUUGGACGUUGAGAAUGCAUCUGUUGGUCCCAUUGCUGCAAUUGCACGUGUAUCUCCAACUAUUUGCAUUAUCGCCACGGAUACCAAAUUGAUUCUUGAAGAUAUCUCCCGAGCAGCUCCAACGUUGAACUCGAUGCUGAAAAACACAAUUCCGAUUGAAACGCCGUCGGUAUCAAAUUUGGUGCUGCAACCGGGAAGCUCAACCGAUAUUCAAGAGCAAAUAGCGUCUUCGUCCAGCGAUAUCAUCGACUUGACAUCGAUGCGCAUCUCAAGCAGCUCCCAGAGUUCACUGCAAAUAUUGAAUCGCACUGAGGAUACCAGAAUUGCCCAACGAGCGAAACCUCGUUCCCACUUGCUGAUUGUCGAAUACAAAGCACAGCAGUGGAACGUCAUUUCUACCCUCGAUCUGCCGCACUUGACCUCUCCCGACAUCCUCGUUGUCCAGGUUCGUCGCAAUUCUCCAGCGUGCUCAGCAAUUCGUUCUCACGCACAUAUUUUGUUAAGCAGGACAUGCGGGUUAUCGUUGGAAGCACCUUGUCGCCGCAUUUAAUGGUUACACAUUUGGAUGUUUCUGAACGCAUGCAGUGGACGGCCUCGCUAUCCGGUGAAAUGGAACUUCCACCGACACAUGUGUGUAGAGGAAUCUACCUUGGAGAGAGGUCUCCCUUUGCUGAAGUCGCGUCGAUCGAGAAACGCAAGCGCGCUAUGUUUUUCCACGCUGCUGCAAAUAACGAGCCGCAGCCAAUUUACCUGUCCAAGUUCAAGGUGCCUCGCCGUGCUCGACCAACAUUCAGUCCCAAGUCAACCAGUAAUGAGCAGGAAGCGCCAGUAGCUCCUGAUAAGACGCCGAGGAGCUCUGAGGACGAGAACGGCAACAGCGGUGAGAGCAAAGACCUGUUGGAGCUGAUCCUCGCGGAGAUGAUGGCCAUGCAGACGCAGUUGAACGCUCGCUUCGACAACGUGGACAAGAAGCUGCAGCAGUUGGCAGUGCGGGUCGAGCAACUGGAGCAUAAUGGUGCCAAGUAAUCGUCUAGCAGCAACAAUGUAGCCAUUUUACCAUCAUUC
Messenger RNA from Phytophthora nicotianae INRA-310, 1742 nucleotides. RefSeq lists its product as hypothetical. The record is from RefSeq and is a predicted model, not a curated record. Bases 1 to 1227 code for a protein of 408 amino acids. Lineage: Eukaryota; Oomycota; Peronosporomycetes; Peronosporales; Peronosporaceae. The transcript has 8 exons.